UAAGGAAAAAUAUACAUAAAAAAAUGUACAUUAAAAGAGGGUGUCACGAAAAAGCAGCGGGUUUUCCGGUGAGAGGACAAGAAUAAGCAAAAGCUGGUGCUGUGACACGUGGAAACAAAUAGACCGUCAGAUUGACAUGGGACGGCUAUGAUCAUCAUCUCAGCCCCAACGGAAUAGUAAAGAUCGGUAAGAGAAAGAGAGAGAGUUUCACACACAAACACAGAGAAGAAAACGCACGCACUGGCAGAACCAGUCUCGUCGUCAUUUUUACAAUCAAUCAGAGAUACUGAAAGAGAAGAGAGAGAAAGAGAGAAUUAGAAAGAGAGUGAAAGAGUGAGAGAGUGAAGAUAAUGGAAGGAGAGGGGAGUCGGGGAGAGAGAGAAAGGGAGGAAAUGGGUUUUCGUUGUCUGUCUUUAAAUUGAGGUUGCAGAAGAGGGGGGCGCUGUUGCGGUGGCGGCGUUGCAGGGCUGUAAGUAAAUUCUGUGUAUUUAAUGCUUACAACGCAGAGAAAAAGGAAUUGGAGCAACCAUCAUCAACGCUCGCUGCAGCUGCUGCCCAUAAAAUCCGACUUGUGUCUGGAAAAAGCUGCAGACCUCAGACCAGAGGCCUCUACUAGAAACACCCAGAUGUAGAAAUCAGGUAAAACUGAAAAAAGGGAAAAAACCAAACCCUUCCAAGUCCCUAACCCCACCAACAGUGACUCAGUGAGUCUGUUCCCUUCCCAUCCCAUUCUGCCAAACACCCAAGUACCCAAAUCCCAGAACAGGAAAAGAAAAAAAAAAAUUAAAAAAAAAGCCCAGAAAAUAAACAAAAAGAACAAAAGACACACUAAACAAUUCAAACCCACAAAGCUCAAAAAAAGGGUCAGGGUGGAAGUGGAAGAGCAGGAGGAGGAGGAGAAAGGAGCAAUUUUGUAGAAAGCUGCGUAACCCAGGUGAGCUUCUGCUAUGGAUUUUUGGUCUCAAUUGAAGUUUGCCUUAGCUUCAGGGAGGAAGCAAUGGCUGGGUUUUCACUAGGUUGGGGAAGUGGAAGAGGAAGUGGAAGCAACAACCAGCAACAGAGCCCGCCCAGCAACGAAAUUCCUCCGGAGAGCCUAUUCCUAUACAGGAACGACGAGAUCUCUAACAACAACAACAAGGGUUUCGAGCUAUGGCAACUGCAUCAUCAUCACCAUCACCAUCACCAUCAUCAACGGCUGCAAGAGAACAUCUACUCGUCCUGCUUGGCGGUGGGUCCUAGUUCCAUCUCGGAGUCCGAUGAGCUGAGUUGGAGAGGAAACGCAGUCUCAGUCCCAGCCCCAGCCCCAGCCCCAGCCGCAGGAGGAGGAGGAGGAGGAAUUGUGAGUGAGAGUAGGACGACGAUGAGACAAGGAGUAGUAGGAGGAGGGAUGAGCUGCCAAGACUGUGGGAACCAAGCGAAGAAGGACUGUAUUCAUAUGAGGUGCAGGACUUGUUGUAAGAGCCGAGGGUUUCAGUGCCCGACUCACGUCAAGAGCACUUGGGUCCCUGCUUCUAGAAGACGUGAACGCCAACAACAGCUCGCCCCUAUUCACCAACAGCAGCACCAGCAGGAACACCAACACCAACAUCAUCACCAUCAUCAUCAUCAUCAUCAACAGGCGCAGCUCCGUGGAGAGAAUCCCAAAAGACAGAGAGAACAUCCCUCCCUUGCCUGCACCCGUUUACCCACCACCACAUCAGGGAUGGAAGUAGGGAACUUUCCCGCAGAGGUUAACUCUCCGGCGGUGUUUCGUUGCGUUAGAGUGAGUUCCAUUGAUGAUGCUGAUGACCAGUAUGCGUAUCAAACGGCUGUGAAUAUCGCAGGACAUGUCUUUAAGGGUGUCCUUUAUGAUCAAGGCCCCGAUGUCCAUUAUGGUCCAGGAGAAAGCUCCUCCGGUGGUGGAGGAGGAGGAGGAGCUCCACCUCGUAAUCUCAUUACAGCAGCUGCCACCACUACCGCUGCCACAACAAGAAGUGCAGCAGCAAUGCUUGAUCCUUCAUCUCUCUACCCAACACCCCUCAACGCCUUCAUGGCCGGUACGCAAUUCUUCCCACCCCCAAGAUAGACCUUUCCAGCUUCCUCUACUUGGUUCUUCUCCCUCUCCUUCUAAGUUCUUUCUAACCAACUCAUCCUUAAAAGCUAGUGGUUAAGGAGAGGGUGCCCAAGUAACUACAAGUCUCCACAUCGAGGUUUCAACAUCUCACCUUUUGUCUUUACAUUAUUCUCUACAAUCUACAUUGUUGUUAUAUUUGUUGUUUUCCCAGUACUUUUAAUGCCCAUCCAUUGAUCACAGAAAGAGAGAGAGAGAGAGAGAAAGAGAAAGAGAGAGAGGGAGAUAAGUAGAAAUGCGGAUGUUUGUUUGUUAGAAUUUCAAUUCAGAUUUAUCAGUUAUAUCUGUUCCUUUCCAAGUUUCUUCUUGUUUGCAUUUAUAGCUCUGUUCUUUAUUAACCUCUUUAAGAGUUCAAGUGUAGUGAAUGUAGUGGGUGGAGAUGUGUCUGUUUAGGUGUCUACUGUGUACUGAUUACUAAAUGCGUGUCCGUAGUCUUUUUUAUCUGUGUCUCUUUGUUUCUUUAUUGUAGUUUAUUUCUCUUUAAAUGGGUUGGAUUUGAUUUAGCUUUCUGCUUGGUUUUGAACAUCUAAUCCACUUUUUCCCGUUUACCCGUUUCUUUGCUGGUUUGACAUUGGACCAUAUAGCCAUAUAGGUACCAUGUUUGGUUGGGCAAAGGCUUUUAUUUAAGUUAUGACUCCUUCCUUGUUUCCCCUUAUUACAUUGCAAAUUCAAGUAUGCUAAAGCUUGAAAAAAAAUAAAAAAUCAAUGGUUCUCUUCUUUAUUGACUCAUAUUUGUUUACUUAUUUUUUCCAUUAGUAAUGUACACAUAGAAUAGACCCUUCUUAGAUGUUACUUUAGUAAUUAGUUCUCUUAUCAAACCUUGCCUUUUAAGUGAUAAAUAAUGGGAAAUGGUGCUUCUUUAGCUGCUUUUGUUUAAUGCACCUGCAACUGUACAUGAAAGGGGAAGGGGGGUGGUUUAGAUGUAAACAUGAGAUACUUGUAUGCACCAUUGAGAAAAGCUCCCAUUAGUUCAUGUGAAAUUUAUAAAAAGAUUGAGAAUUUUACCCUAAUUUACGAACUAUCUGACCCAUGGCAUGUUCUCUUCUCUUUAGAGUUUCUUCAAAUGAUGCCUCUUGAAAGAUAAAUUAAUGAACCUGUCAUGCAUGAUCGUCAUUUAUUGCUUGACAUUAUUUCUUAGUAAAAUUCUUCAUUAUAGUUGUGGAAGCCUCUUCCUACUGCAUUUUCUGGUUUGAGUUUUCUUGUACUUCUAGAAGAAUAUUAUAGCUUUGAUUGAAUAUGCAGCAGCUAUAAAUUUUAUGCCAUACAUUUAGGGAUCAAAAGGAAUCAUUGUGUAACCAUAAAGGGAAUUCUAUUUCUCCAAGAAGAAUAUUUAAUGAGAGAAAAGAUUAUUAAUUGAGCAUCUAAUGGUUAGCAGAAGAUAAUGAGCCUUUAGUCAUUGAUAAUUAUUUGAUUGUCCCCCAUAUUUAGGUCCAAAGAUACCUUUGCACUUUCGGGGAAGGAAAAAAAAAAGAUCCAUACCCACAAGGUCAGUACCCAGGGGGGGAAUGUUAUAAUUUUUUACCUCCAGAUUAAAAAAUAAAAUAAAAUAAAAUCAUUGAUCAGUGGUUCAAUCUAGUGUAUAUAGAUGCAUUUUUAAACAAGUAAAUCACUUGAGUGAAUUCUUAACUAGGGUACCAGCUAAAUUUUCACUAUUUCGUACUAUGAAUCCCAUACAAAGUUAAAAUUUAGAGCCUUAAGAUUGAAAAUAAGUAUAAGAUAGAAAAGUUUAAACCUUUAUGAAGGAGAUCAAAAUAGUUAGGGUGAAAAAAAAAAAAAAAACAAAAAACAAAAAACAAAAAACAAAA
Molecule: messenger RNA, 3915 nt
Organism: Macadamia integrifolia
Lineage: Eukaryota; Viridiplantae; Streptophyta; Magnoliopsida; Proteales; Proteaceae
Product: protein SHI RELATED SEQUENCE 1-like
Exons: 2
Coding region: 998-2065 (355 amino acids)
Biological process (GO): positive regulation of DNA-templated transcription
Cellular component (GO): nucleus
Molecular function (GO): DNA-binding transcription factor activity; DNA binding
Source: RefSeq, a predicted model, not a curated record